Messenger RNA from Bursaphelenchus xylophilus (pine wood nematode), 1312 nucleotides. The record is from the annotation of a GenBank genome assembly. NCBI's taxonomy places the organism in Eukaryota, Metazoa, Nematoda, Chromadorea, Rhabditida, Aphelenchoididae.
AUGCAAACCUUCGAUGAAUAUGUAUAUAUUCGCAACGGGAUCGAUUUCCGCAAGCCACGGCCAUUUCCAAAGCUCUCCACUAAACCAAAACUCGCUGCGAAGAGUUGUUUGCCGCUCUUUAUCGAUUAUUACAUCAACAAGGUUGAAGUGAAAGGUAAUGACGUCAUUUUCCGUCACAGCACAGUCCGAACUUUCAGAGCAAUUGUGAGUUUUGACAUUUUUUAUUGUUAUUGUCGCUUUAGGUGGAAUUGAUUAAUGGUAGUGUUGUAUGGAUUUCAGCGCGCUUUCCCAAGAGCACGUCCUUUCAUCUUUAGCCGGGUCACUAAAUGCGACGCCAGGUUGAGCGGCCAGGAGACUUUUGAGAUUUUUAUGACCAUGGAGAGGUUCAAUGGAGAAAAAGUUAACAUAAGGUCGGUUUUGCCGGGAAUUUUCAACUGUUUUAAUCUCUGUAGAAGCUAUUUUUUACUUUGUUUAUUGUUUAGCCUGAAUCCGAAGCCUUUGGACCUCUUGAGCUUUCUCGAAGCCCCAAUGGAUCUGGAAAUCCCCUCGUACUUCAGCCACGUCUCCAAGAACAAGAGAUUCAGAUGUAAGCUUUAUUUUCCGUGAAAUCACUCGAAAUUUAGAUCUGGACGAUCAUGAUGUGCAAGUCAGCUUUGCGCUCCAUCUCGUGCUUCAACGCGCAAAGAAAAUUCAGUCGAUUUCUUGUGGAAUGAAGACUUUUCAACUCAAUCACAAGGUUAUUUGCGAGUCUCGAAACAAAAAGUUGACCAUUUAUGUGGAAGAAAUGAAGAAUUAUCCUGGUUUGGGUCAGUUGGGGUAGGUUUUUAUUUCCCUUUUAUAUUUUCCGAGUUUAGAAUCUACCGUCGCGUUGAAGAGCUGAAUUUGUUCGUUGACUUGGAUGACGUCAUUCAUUACGAGAAUUUGUUCAAGAGGAUCUUCCAGUCUCAAAAAUCGCUGAAACGCGUCAAGUUUGAGAUGGAUGUGCUGGGAGCACCUUCGGAGGUUUCCAAAAAAAUUGCUGCCUUGAUUAACUUCUGCCGAGUCAUUCCAUAUCUGACGUUUGAGUGCGUAACCGAAAGAAAGAUUGAUCACAAAUGUUUCCCCGGGUUUUCUAUGGCCCCUGCUGGUAAGAGUGAGUUUAUUUUCACGUUAAACUUUCCUUUACUACUGGGAAUUUGUUGUUUAUCAAUAUUUGUCUUCAGAAUCUGGAGCUGUCACUUAUACUAAAGGAAAUACGACCAUUAUUACCUCAAAAGUCAAAAAGUUUGGUAUUCCAUCUCAACCCGCUCCAUAUCCGGUUCCAUUCUACUAA